Messenger RNA from Dermochelys coriacea (leatherback sea turtle), 1397 nucleotides. RefSeq names its product methyltransferase-like protein 7A. Lineage: Eukaryota; Metazoa; Chordata; Testudines; Dermochelyidae. The transcript is spliced from 2 exons. The record is from RefSeq and is a predicted model, not a curated record. The coding region runs from base 128 to 859 and encodes 243 amino acids. Gene Ontology annotation, molecular function: S-adenosylmethionine-dependent methyltransferase activity.
GUUCAGCGUGAGUCAGUUGGCCAGGAGAGCGAGAAGGAAAUGCUCAGUAAAAUUGGAACACAGCAGUGGUUUUGGUGUUCUGUUUACAGCUGGGAUUGAGGAUUCUUGCAUUCUCCUCUUUGCACUCAUGGUGCUGAUCCCUCUCCUCCAGCGAUGCAUCCAGCUCCUCACUCUGCCUGUGUACCUGCUCUCGUAUCUGGGCUUAUGGGACCCCCUCUGUAAGAAGAUCUUCCCAUAUCUCAUGGUCAAGUGCUCCACUAUCUACAACCGCAAACUCUUCCAACAGAAACAGGGCCUGUUCAGCAACCUGGGGGAAUUUGCAGGCCCUCCGAGGGAGCUCAGGCUGCUGGAGAUAGGCACAGGCUCAGGCGCCAACUUCCAGUUCUACCCACCUGGAUGCCGAGUGACAUGCACUGAUCCCAACCCCAACUUUGAGAGGUUCCUCCUCAAGAGCAUUUCUGACAGCCCACACCUCCAGUUUGAACGGUUCCUGGUGGCCUCCGGUGAGGACCUGCACCCAGUGGCUGAUGACUCCAUGGAUGUGGUGGUUUGCACCUUGGUGCUGUGCUCGGUGCGCAGCAUCGAGCAGGUCCUGAGAGAAGUCUUGCGAGUGCUCAGGGUGGGUGGUGCUUUGUAUUUCUUGGAGCAUGUGGCUGCAGAUCAUUCCAGCUGGGGCUACUUUUGGCAACAGAUCUACAACCCAACCUGGAGAUAUUUGGGAGACGGGUGCUGCCUGACCAGAGAGACCUGGAAGGACCUGGAGAAAGCAGGGUUCUCGGAACUGAAGUUGGAGCACCUACACGCCCCCAUGUCCUGGAACCCUACUCGUCCCCAUAUAAUUGGAUAUGCUGUGAAAUAACUAACUCCAUGCACUGAGAAAAAGGUCACUUCAGCACUGUGAUUCCUUCCAAUUCCUAGAGUAUUUACCCCUGAAUAGCAGCCUUAUAAUGUCAGAGGAAUACUUAUUUAGCAAUUAGCUGCCCACCCAAAUUGUCUUGGGUUUAUGAGAAUAACAGGGAAAAUUUACUGAGCAUCCAUAGCUUAUCCUAAUUAUGGUGUCAGGUUUGUCCAUAUGCCAGUCAGGCUCCUCCCAGUUUUUAGACAAAGCUCUGGUCACAGUGGUCAGCAUUUUUCACUGAUUGUCCUGCUAGUUUUUGUGGAUCACAUUCUAAAGCACUGAUCAUUCCCUGUUCAUCAUAUACAGAGCCUCGGUGCCUAAGUCAAGCUUUGUGGAUCUCAGUGUUGUUCCUGUGACUUUCUGGGUACCAUGUUGCUUGGGGUUGCAAUGCCUAUGUUCCUUUGGGAAUCCGGGCUCAUCAGUCUAAAUCAGAUUUGAAACAGCAAUCUGCAAAAGGAAAUGCUCCUAUUAUAGCAGAGUAAUUAACACUAGUUAAGGC